Saccostrea cuccullata (small rock oyster) is the source of this 3646-nucleotide messenger RNA. Its product is annotated as RING finger protein 11-like. The record is from RefSeq and is a predicted model, not a curated record. Gene Ontology annotation, molecular function: ubiquitin protein ligase activity. Gene Ontology annotation, biological process: ubiquitin-dependent protein catabolic process. The transcript is spliced from 3 exons. Lineage: Eukaryota; Metazoa; Mollusca; Bivalvia; Ostreida; Ostreidae. Bases 129 to 581 code for a protein of 150 amino acids. Gene Ontology annotation, cellular component: ubiquitin ligase complex.
UAUAGACAAAAGUGAGUAAUUGGGCUGUUGUUUUGAUCUGCAAUGACAGGACUAAAUGGAUACAUUUUUCUUUGUUAAAAAUAGUGAAACUGGGUACCUUUUGGUGUUUGACACCCUUAUGUAUUAAGAUGGGAAACUGUUUAAAAUCACCAAGUAGUGACGACAUUUCCCUAUUACGUGAAAACGAAGGCCCAGAAGGACCAGACAACCUGGGCCCCCCACCACCGUAUCAGGAGAGACAGAGACCCCUGGAGAGAUCUAGGGUACCUGUUUACCACCCCUCCCCGAAUGUCAGUAGACCCGCCAACCAACUGACAGAGGAUGAGCAGAUAAAGAUAGCCAAACGAAUGGGACUUAUAAGUCACCUUCCAUUAGGGGUCUAUGAUGGGAGUACUAAAAAGGGCAAAGAGUGUGCAAUAUGUAUGUGUGACUUUGUGUUAGGCGAAUCUCUUCGAUUUUUACCCUGUAUGCACAUCUACCAUAAAGACUGUAUAGAUGACUGGUUAAUGCGCUCGUUUACAUGCCCCUCCUGUAUGGAACCUGUAGAUGCUGCUCUCCUCUCCUCCUACCAGUCCAACUGAUCGUGACCUUGUGAUAUUGUCUUGUGAUAAGGAUGGGGCCAGUCCCUGUGUAGUCUCAUCCACUCAAACAUUGGGGGAAAAUUCCUUGCACUGGAAGGAUAAGUGUAUAUAGCUGUACACUUAAUCUUCUAAGUACAUGCUGGGGUAUUGAAUUUUUCUGGUGGUUUUUGAGCUUUUUCAUGCUUUAUGUACACAAUAUAUUCUCUGUGUUUAGGGCUAGUCCUUAUUUCUGCUGACUGGCUUUCCCACAGUGACUUUUUAAAUAUUUUUUUGUAAACAUCAGUCAACAUAUCACAUAAUUGUGAGAGAGAUUAUUCUAAUUAUUGAUUUUAAUAAUCAAUUUUCAGAUAAACAGAUGUAUUUUUUCUCUCUUAAGCAGCACAAGUUGUGUAGGCCAGUCCUAUGUAUAUUUUAUGAGGUGACAAACAAUCCUAGAAAGUGUUUUAAUGUUAUUCCUCCCCGUUUUUCCUGUCAUUGUGUUCAGUUAAUAAUUUAAAAAGAAUAAAAUUAAUAUAGUGAUCAAUAUGAUAUUGUUAUAAUGAAAUUUAUAAGAAUUUUUGGUCUUUUGUCACAUGUAUGUCUAAUUUUCAGAAACAACAAUUUUUAGGAUGCAUGUUAACAGCCUGAAAGCUUAAAUAUGUAUUUAUACUUUUUAUAGUAUUAUUACUAAGUGACUGUAGCUGCACUUGAGACUGCAAAAUGAUAUUAUGCUGAAACAGUACACUAAAAGGUUUUUAAUAGGGGAUUUUUUUUUCUAGCUGAUUCAGAUUUACAUAGAAAGUAGAGGUGUUUAAAUUGUAGAUGGUGCUGAGGCUUUACUGUGAAAUGUUUUGUUUUUAUUAUACAUGUUUUCUGUCCAUGUUUUUAUUAUACAGAAUGAUUUUAAAUGGCAAAUUUGUGCAAAUAGUUUGUUGCAAUGAAAGAAUUAAUUAUACUGUGAAUGUUAGAUAAAAUUUCAAAGUUAACUUUUAAAAUAACACCUAAACUAACUGUAGUUUUUCAUUAAGAAUACCCACACAUACACAUUUUUAAAAAUUUUGUCCUUUUUAUUUCUCCUUACAAUAUCAAAUACAAAACAAAAUUCACAUGUUUUUUGCUGUUUAUGUAUUCUUUUAUUUCAAUUUCAUUAGAAUGGCUAGUCAGUCAAUUGCUGUUACGUAGUCAAAUGUAAAAUAUUAUUCCAAAGAAUGAAAGAUGUUGAUUUGGUUCCUACUUCAUUGCAAUUAAAGGUGACUGUGCUCCUUCAAAUGGCCUUAAUUAAAAGGGUUAUCAUUGCAUUAAAUUAGGUUUUGAAAAUAUCACUAUAUAAAGUGUGGUUUGUAGAAGUUUAUUCUGUAUUUAUGACUUAUGUAGCUUUGUUUAAAAUGUAUUGACUGUCAUGUAGCCAUAGGAUAAUAACCACAGGAAAGGUGUGUCUACUGUAAUUUUUUUUUAUGUAUUUACAGAUACAAGUCCCAUAUAAAUGUAAAACAAAAGUAAAACUGAUGUUAAGAACCCCAGUUCCUCACACUGCUAGGGGUAGUGGGGAUAGAGAGUUCAGAUGGGUUUUGACAGCAGAAUAGAGUUUUAUCAUAGGCCCUAUAACUUUUUAAAGUCAUUAUCCCAGAAUUCACAUUAAUUUUAGAUUAAAGUAAUAGAUUAAUAAAUUUAUUAUUAUUUAUAUAAUAUACAUACACACAAAAUAAUUAAAAUGUGACAUGUUGCAGUUCUAAACUUCAGGAACAGAUAUAAAAUCUGCCUCACAUUGAAAAAGCAAUGAGUAUACAGAUCCAUUAUAAUUAGACAUAUUGCAAUAAAGUACAUGUACAUGUAUACAUAAUUGAGGCAUCCCAGUAUUAUUUACACAAAAUUUGUUUAUUGCUUAACAAAGAUUUAUCAGUAUUAGAUUAAAAAUGAAAUAAAACUCAUAAAAGAAGAUACUACCAUAUAUAUUUAAAAUAUACACACUUAUAGUAAAGCGCCAGGGAGAACAAUUAGCAUUUCACAAGUUCACAAUUAUAAUAAUUUUUUUAAAUCAUGGAAAAUGAAAAUAACUCCACUGCAAGCUUAAAUUGGAUGUUUUAGUGUGUUAGGAAUAAAUUUAUGUACCGUAGGGGAACCACUUCCAUUUGAAUGAGAAAAAAAAUUUCAUACCAGUACGGCGAUAUCCUGCUGUACAUUUUGAUCUUUAUGACUGUAGUGUUAUCUCCCUUAUUUCCCUCUAAGUAAAGCUUAACAACAGUCCAUUUUAACUUUGAAAAUAUUUUUUGUUCAGUCUGAUUGUUUAUGCCCCUUGUUGUUUAAUAAUAUACAUCUAUUUAUUUCACAAACAUAUUACAGAUUGUGAAAUGCAGUGUAUGACAAAAUAGCUAGUGUUUAGUUAUUACUUAUUUAUUCAGGAAUUGUAUAUCAAUGUGUUCUGUGUAAAUGUGUGCUUGUUAAUUUGUGUAAUUUGUUUGUUUUGCUGAUUUUCAACUGCCAUGGCAGUGCCUGUACCUUGUUAUACUUGUUGAAAUCAGAUGUGGGACAAUGCUGGUCAUUUAGAAAAUUGUAAAUGAUUCUAGGCAAGAGUAAUUUCUUCACUUAUCAAAAUUUCUCCCCAAAUUAAAGGUUUUACUGAUAGCAACAAAUAAGAUACUAGUAUAUGAAUUAUCAUAUUCAUUGGGCAGGAAUUAAGACCUUAAGGAUAGCUCAUAAUCUAGAUUUAAGAUAUCUAGGUCUAGUGAAAUCAUCGUUCAAGUUAACUUUUGUUGCCUAGAUGUAAUGGAUAUGCUAGCAUAGUGUUAAAGAUUGUAACCUUCACUAUCUUUUAUGCAGCUCUGGUAUAUUUGCAAAAUUUGAUACCUUUGGUAUAUUACACAUUAAUAGUUUAAAAUAAGAAAAUUUAAUAAUACUGUUUCAGGCUUUCUUUUAAUGAUUUUUCCAUUUGUUCAUUUGAUAUACAUUUAAUAUGUUAAGUAUUCACCUGAACUGCUUAUUUGAACUAAAUAAGUGGCCACAUGGUUGUUAAUGUUGAAGAAAACUAGAUCUCCACAUUGUAUAGAGAAACAGUACUGCCACUGUCACAAAUAAAAUGUCAAAUGAAA